AACUCAGUUAAAAUUAACAUUUUUUUGAUGAAAACCCUUUAAACUUCUUCUAUAGUUUGUUAGAUUUGAAUAGAUACCAUUAAAAUAAAUUAAGGAAAGGAAUUAAUGAGUGUUAUUUCGUAGUGUAUGGUCCGUCUAACACCAUGAAGGACGGUUUGAACAUUGCGUCCUUGGCGAGCCCCCUCGACCGCUACAAGCUCGAGGGCCAGCUCGGCUCCGGCAUCUUCGGCGAAGUUCACCGCGCGUCAGACUCACAGGCAGCCGGCAAGAAAGUCGCCGUCAAGGUACAAACCUACACCGACGAAAUCGAAGACCACAUACAAGAAGAAUACAAGAUCCUAAGGGACUUCACCUCACAUCCUAAUUUGAUUGACUUCUACGGCGUGUUCUGUGAAAAGUCUGAAGGAGUAAAAAAAGUUUGGUUUGUUCUUGAGUUGUGCGAAUGUGGAUCUGUCAUCGAUAUUGUCAGAAAACUGAAAGCAGCAGACAGAAAAAUGUCGGAGGAACACAUCGCUUACAUCCUCAAAUAUACGAUCAAGGCGCUCGUUUACUUGCACGAGAACAAAGUGAUACACCGCAAUAUAAGAUGCAGCAACAUUUUGAUUACAAAGAAUGGCGAAGUGAAACUGUCUGAUUUUGGAUUGUCUUGCAAAUUGAAUGAUGCUUUGGAUAAGAGUACGACUAAUAUCGGAUCGCCGAGUUGGAUGGCUCCCGAAGCGGUGACGUGUGGCGGUGAGGGAUAUGAUAAUAGGGUGGAUGUUUGGGCUGUAGGUAUAACUACUAUAGAAAUGGCGGAUGGGAAAGCGCCGUUCCAAGAUAUGCACCCAACAAGGGCGCUUUUUCAAAUUCUCAGAAAUCCUCCACCAAGCCUGAUGAAGCCGGCAAUGUGGUCUAACGACAUAAAUGAUUUUAUUACGGAGUGUUUGGAGAAAAACCCUGAACAUCGGCCUUACAUGGUGGAAUUAGAAGAGCAUCCAUUUGUACAAUCCGUUCCCGAAAACGAUUUUCAUCUUACUACAGAAUUAAAAAAGCUAGUAGAUGAUUUAAAAGAUCAAUCCACACCGAGUAAAACACCAGAAAGGAUUAUUAAAGAUGGCUUAUUAACUACACAAGGUGUUAAAGAGCCUGAGACGAUGCAAGUUGAAGAUCUGGCUGCGUUAGAAAAACUGACCGAAGACAGCAUACUCGCAGAGUUACAAACAAAAUUAGCAAAGGGCUCUUUUAUGUCAUUUAUCGGAGACGUACUCCUUGUUCUUAAUCCGAAUACUACCGAUGAUAUUUACAACGAAACUUACCACAAAAAAUACGAAUGUAAAUCAAGAUCUGAUAACGAGCCUCACAUAUUUGCGGUAGCAGAUAGCGCCUACCAAGACGCUCUCCAUCAUAAUGAACCGCAGCACGUCGUAUUCUCGGGUGAAUGUAAAUCUGGGAAAACAACGAACAUGCUUCAUGCGCUGUCUCACCUCACAUUUUUAGGCGCAAUGAAAAAUAACACAGCUGAGAGAAUUCAAAAGGCCACAAGUGUGAUACAAGCGGCCAUUACUGGAGCAACACCCUUAAAUGCUCACUCAACAAGGGCUAUUUUCCAAAUCCAAGUAACUUAUGGAAGCUCGGGCAAGCUGAGCGGCGCUUUAUUUUGGCUUUACCAACUAGAAAAAUGGCGUAUUUCUUCCACGGACAUGUCUCAAGCCAACUUUGACCUGCUCUACUAUUUCUACGACGCAAUGGAGGCUACAAACCGGAUAGAAGAAUUCUGUUUAGAGAAAAACAGGAAACAUCGAUAUUUGAGAAUAUUAGAUGAACCUGUCAAGGGCGUUAAAGGUGUAAGAGAAAAUUCUGAAAAUAAUGUGGAACGUUAUAAAACAUUUAUCGAAAACCUAAAGACUUUAGACUGGGAAGAAGAAGACAUAACAUUUUUUGAAACCAUUUUAGCAGCCAUACUUGUUCUUGGUAAUGUGCGGUUCAAAGAUGGUAAAACCGGCAUAGCAGAAAUAGAGAAUGCAGACGAAGCUAAGCGAGUUGCCAAACUAUUAGCUCUUGACGAAGUGAAGUUUCUUUGGGCUCUGCUUAAUUACUGCUUGAUAGAAAGUGGGACUGCUGUAAAACGAAGACAUUCUACUGACGAAGCAAGAGAUGCUAGAGACACCUUAGCAAGUGCUUUAUACAAGCGAUUAAUAGACUGGAUGAUCAAUUUAAUUAACUCCAAGCUAUCGUUCAUGAGAUCUGUUUUCGGUGAUAAAUUCUCAGUCAGUUUGCUGGACAUGUUUGGAUUCGAAUGCUACCACAGAAAUCGUUUGGAACAGUUAAUCGUUAACACGACCAAUGAACAAAUACAGUUUCUAUACAACCAGAGGAUGUUUGCCUGGGAGAUGCAGGAGACGGCGGAGGAAGACGUUCCUGUGGUUUCCUUGCAUUUUUAUGAUAACAAAAAUUCAGUGGAUCAACUCAUGGGAAGACCUUUGGGACUGUUUUACAUACUAGAUGAAGCGAGUCGCGCUGGCAGUGGACAGGAGUUUAUAAUGAGUAAGGGAUUCUCGUAUUAUGCAUGGAAGUCACUGCAAACAAACAUUACCUUUAAAAAUGCCUCUAACUUUGACAAUUAUUUGAUUUCAGGUACAAUAAGAACAACGUGCAAAGGUCCUUACAUCAAACUGUCAGGCAGUCACGAGUUCAGCGUAGCUCAUUAUACAGGGAAAGUCAACUAUGACUGCAGAGAAAUGGCUGACAAGAACAAGGACUUCCUGCCCCCCGAAAUGAUCGAGACAAUGCGAGCUUCAUCCAAUGUUACAGUACAACAACUUUUUAAGAACAAAUUGACAAAGACAGGCAAUUUGACGGUAUCUUCCAGCCAGCCUAAAGUCAGUGUAGUAAGGUCUAAAUCUGAAAAAGAAAUGGAAAACUUAAAAGCACGAAAAUACAACACAUGUUCUAAGGGGCAAUAUUCUCAAGUCCAUCGUAUGAGGACAGCCGCUGCGACAUACAGAGCGACCAGUUUGGAAAUUCUGAAGCAGCUUUCGGUAGGCCCCGGGAGCGGUGGGACACAUUACGUCCGAUGCAUCAGAGCCGACUUAAACGACAACCCGAGAGGUUUCCAGACUGAAGUCGUCAGGCAACAGUUAAGGGCUCUAGCUAUACUGGAUACAGCUAAAGCAAGACAGAGCGGCUUUUCUAGCCGUAUACCAUUUGCGGAAUUUAUUCGGAGGUAUCGAUUUCUGGCAUUUGAUUUUGAUGAGAAUGUUGAAGUGACGAAAGACAACUGCAGGUUACUGAUGAUUCGCUUGAAGAUGGAAGGAUGGGUGCUCGGCAAAACCAAAGUAUUUUUGAAGUAUUACAAUGAGGAAUUCCUAUCAAGGCUGUACGAAACACAAGUAAAGAAAAUCAUCAAAGUACAAUGCAUGAUGAGAGCUUUCUUAGCAAGAAGAAAAGCUAAAAAGGACAAAUCGAAAAUGAUGCAUAUAAAGGAACUAAAAAAACAACAAUCCAUGAACGUCACUGAGGAUGAAGCGGCUCUGUUGAUCCAAAAAGCUUACCGUGGCUACAUAGUCCGCAAGGCAUAUGGACCGCUGAUAAAUAAGAGCACUGGCCAAAUUGACGAAGAGACCGCAUCUUUCCUCAAGAGAUUCGCAAUGAGAUGGAAAAGCCGAUCCAUUUUUCAAGUCCUGUUGCAGUAUCGGGCGGUUCGCUAUCAAGAUCUUGUGCAUUUUUCACAGCAGGUGCAUAUCUACAACCAAGCAGUAUUGGAGGCGCUGUUAAACACAAGCAUUGCCGUGCUCAUCGAUCGGGUAGACCCUCAAGCCAAGGAAGCAGACUUCUUGGGCUCCGGCCCACCUACUGUGUGGAAGCUGCCCUUCAGGAUCGAUCAGCUGCAGUAUUACGACACCUCGUACAUGUGCGAUCCUUCUGCAAAGAGCAACGACACAUUUGCCAGUCAAUACGAUUCCGACCACGAGCAGUGGGACGAACCGUUGAAACGUCGAUUUAAUCCAGCACAAACCGACACCAGUAAAGCGUCGGCGAGCACACAAACGCUCAUCACAGUGCCAUUCUGCAGAGACCCUACGCAGCCCGUACCAGUCUUACCGCCUGAUGAACCGGAGAAACCACCGGCUUCGAAACAAGCACGCGGACCGGCCAAUAGACCCGCUGUCUACAAGAAGAAACCACCUCAUUCCCCGCAUAGUUACUACCAACCCCCGGAACCCUGGACUGGUGUGAGAGAUGACACAGAUAUCUUGGAAGAUGCUGCUCCUAAGCUAAGGAAAUCGACGUACACCAGGAGCCUUUACGCCAUCGAUACUGAUGCCCAAGAUCCUAUAAUGGAACUUCAAGCGAUGGCCAAGUCAACCAACGAUAUGAACGAGGACGAUCCUCCUUUCAAUUUCCAGGCCAUGUUAAAGAAAACACCAAGGAAUAGGGCGUCGAUGAAGAGAUCUAACGAGCUAGGAGAUGACAUGGAGGAUAGGCAAAUAGUUCCGAAACGUAUCAUAUCGCCGAGUAAAGCGAAGCCGCCGGCUGCACCAAAGCUGGCCCCGACCCCCCCGCCGCCGAAGGGCCCCGCUCCGCCACCGCCGUCCGGCAAGUCCCCCGCGCCGACCCCACCUCCCUGCAGGAUGGCAGCAGACACUCCUCCCCCCAGCGGCUUUACUCCUCCGCCACCAAGGUCGUCAAGUAGAGAAUUCAUGCGGCAAGAUUCAAAGGACCUGAUCAUCGCAGCAUUGAAGAAGAGAGACUCUAAAACUGAUUUGUUGAAUUCAGAUAAUAAAAAGGAAGAAAAAGUCGAAAUAGCUCCAGGGAUCACAGUGGAGGGUACGGUAACAGAUUUAUAAAAGACAAACAUAAUUCUGUAAAAAAUAUAUUUAAUCUCCAUUGCAUUGGAAGUCCACAUACAUAUUAUUUAUUAUGGCGUUACAAUAAUUUUUUUUUUGACAAUUAAGUUUUUAAAGCCAUACGUUUUAUGUUAAGUCAUAAGGUUCUUUGUUACGUUCUUAAUUAAUAUAAUAUAAUUUAUAUCUCAAUAGAGUUAAGUAUAUUAAAUACAAAAGUUGACCUUAAAGCGAAUUAUGGCGAAACGUUGUGUUCAAUUAACACGUUUUUAGGGUUUCAUCACAUAGUAAAAAAAUAUUCAAAUUUUAUAUUAAUUCUUAGAUUAGCUUAACCGAA
Messenger RNA from Trichoplusia ni (cabbage looper), 5160 nucleotides. It is a transcript of the gene ninaC, whose product is annotated as neither inactivation nor afterpotential protein C. Bases 144 to 4826 code for a protein of 1560 amino acids. Lineage: Eukaryota; Metazoa; Arthropoda; Insecta; Lepidoptera; Noctuidae. The transcript has 15 exons. Gene Ontology annotation, biological process: protein phosphorylation. Gene Ontology annotation, cellular component: myosin complex. Gene Ontology annotation, molecular function: cytoskeletal motor activity; ATP binding; protein binding. The record is from RefSeq and is a predicted model, not a curated record.